This is a messenger RNA of Mercurialis annua (annual mercury), 879 nucleotides long. Its product is annotated as probable CCR4-associated factor 1 homolog 11. The transcript has a single exon. Gene Ontology annotation, molecular function: nucleic acid binding; poly(A)-specific ribonuclease activity. The record is from RefSeq and is a predicted model, not a curated record. Bases 1 to 879 code for a protein of 292 amino acids. Gene Ontology annotation, cellular component: P-body; CCR4-NOT core complex; CCR4-NOT complex. NCBI's taxonomy places the organism in Eukaryota, Viridiplantae, Streptophyta, Magnoliopsida, Malpighiales, Euphorbiaceae.
AUGUCGCAAAAACAUGUCAUGUUACGUCAAGUGUGGAAGAAUAACUUAAAAUCUGAGUUCUCGCUCAUACGGAGCUCUUUGCCCUAUUUCUGUGUCGUUUCGCUAGACACGGAAUAUCCCGGAUCAGUUUACAAGUCCUCCAUCAAAAAAGAACUUCUGUCGCAAGCCUCGCCUCAAGACAUCUAUUCUGUUAUGAAAAAGAACGUCGAUGAACUAAAAAUUCUCCAGUUCGGAUUAACUCUUAGUGAUUCUAAUGGAGUUCUACCAAGUUUUGGUACAGAAUUUUACUAUAUGUGGCAAUUCAACUUUAGCGAUUUUGAUCUUGAGCGUGACUUAAAAAAUGAGGAAUCUAUUAAGUUCCUUGAGAAACAAGGAAUGGAUUUUAAGAGGCUUAGAGAAGAGGGCAUUGAUUCUUCUGAAUUCAUUAGGUUAUUGGUAAGUUCCGGGUUGAUUAUGAAUAGAUAUUCGAACCUCGUUUGGAUCACUUUUCAUGGCUGUUAUGAUCUAGGGUUUUUGAUCAAACUUUUGAGUAAGAAAAAGUUGCCCGAUAACAUAGGGUCCUUUUUUGGGUUAGUAAGAUAUUACCUGGGAUUUAGGGUCUAUGAUUUGAAAUACAUGAGCCGUUUCAAUGGAUUGUAUGGUGGAUUAGAAAAUAUUACAAAUUUACUGAAUGUUGGUCGAGUUGUUGGGGAGAGCCAUCAAGCGGGAUCUGAUAGCUUAUUAACUCUACAGUGUUUCAUGAGAUUGAAGGACGUAUAUGCCAUCGGAUUCAAUAGCUAUUAUUAUACCGGCUACGUCAGAAGGUACUGUAACGGCUACGAAGGAUUAAUGUACGGACUCUGUAAGCAAAUCGGUACGCGCAACCCUCCGUCCAGUUGA